Messenger RNA from Eublepharis macularius, 2967 nucleotides. It is a transcript of the gene LVRN, whose product is annotated as laeverin. Lineage: Eukaryota; Metazoa; Chordata; Lepidosauria; Squamata; Eublepharidae. The coding region runs from base 1 to 2967 and encodes 988 amino acids. The transcript has 20 exons. The record is from RefSeq and is a predicted model, not a curated record. Gene Ontology annotation, cellular component: cytoplasm. Gene Ontology annotation, biological process: peptide catabolic process; proteolysis. Gene Ontology annotation, molecular function: peptide binding; metalloaminopeptidase activity; zinc ion binding.
AUGGGCGCUAGGUCGCCGUCGGGCUUUUACGUGGGCAGGAGGGCAGCCGCGCUGCUGGCGCUGUUGCUGGCCGCCCUGCUCGUGGCGCUGCUAGUGCUGGCCGUGCUCUACGGGCGCAGCCUCCAACGGCUGGCGGACGAGAGGCUGCGGAAGGGCUCAGACGCCGCCCCGCCGACGCCCUCCGUCGGCCCCAGCCCCGCCAGCGCGCGGCCCCCUGGCCCCUGGGACCGCCUGCGCCUCCCCGCUGCCUUGGUGCCCCUGCACUAUUCGUUGCUGCUGUGGCCCCACCUGGCGCCCGGCUUGCCCGAGCCCCGCACCUUCUCCGGCUGGGUGAACAUCACGGUACGCUGCCGCCAGGAGACCACCAGGGUGCUCCUGCACAGCCACCAACUGGCCUACAGCAGCACCGCCGUCUGGGGGCCGCUGGCCGGGCCCCGCCUCGGCAGCGGCGCCAACGCCAGCCGCGUGCCCCUGGCCGAGCUGUGGCUGGCCGAGCGCCACCAGUUCGCCGUGCUGGAGCUGCGCGAGAGGCUGCGCGCCGGCGCCCUCUACGAGCUGCGCCUGGCCUUCGACGGCCUCCUCUUCAGCGAAGGCGCUUUCCGCGGGCUCUUCUGCAGCGCCUACGAGGACCAGGGUGAGAGGAGGUGGCUGGUUGCUUCUCUGCUACAGCCAGCAGAUGCAAGGAGAGUUUAUCCAUGCUUUGAUGAACCUGCCAUGAAAGCUACUUUUAACAUCAGUAUUGUUCAUCAUCCAAGCUAUGUAGCACUUUCUAAUAUGCCUGCUAUAGAUGUUUCUGAAUAUAAAGAUGUAAAUGAGAGCAAACUGAGUAUGUUGAGUAACUGGAGUACACCGAGUAAUUGGACUGUCACAACAUUUAAAACAACACCAAAAAUGUCAACUUACAUCACUGCUUUUGUGGUCUGUAACUUUGAUUAUGUCACCAGAACUGUGAGGGGCAAUGAGAUAAGGAUUUGGGCUCAGAAAGAUGAAAUUAGGGAUGGGUGUGCUGACUACGCCUUAAAUAUCACUGGACCAAUCUUUUCAUUUAUGGAAGAAUUUUUAAACAUCAGUUAUCCUCUUUCAAAAACAGAUCUGAUUGCACUACCUGAUUUGGGAGCAGGUGCAAUGGAAAACUGGGGGCUGAUAACUUUCCAGAAAGAAUCCUUACUAUAUUGUCCACAAGAUAAAUUCACUGGAAUGAAAAUUGUUAUUCGCCAAAUCGUUUGCCAUGAAAUAGUACACCAGUGGUUUGGAAACCUGGUUACUAUGGAUUGGUGGAAUGACUUGUGGCUUAAUGAGGGAUUUGCCACUUACUUUGAAUAUCUGUGUGCAGACUACAUUGAAUCCAGUGUGCCUGUGAACAAAAUCUUUAGCAGUAACGUUUUAUUACCAAUGUUGCGGAUGGAUGAUGCAAUGCUACCUUGGUCUUUAUCAGGCAGUGAAGAAACAAAAGAAACAGAUUCAUUACUUGAACGGUUUAAUUUAUACACGUACAAGAAGGGGGCUUCCAUUCUCCGAAUGCUUUCCAGCUUUAUAAGUGAAAAACUAUUCAUCAAAGCACUUAAUCUCUACCUGAAUGAGUUUUCCUUUGCAAAUGCCAUCCAGGAUGAUCUCUGGAAUCACAUUCAAAAGGUAAUAGAUGAACAGACUGAUCUCCAGUUGCCAGCACCAAUAAAAGUUAUAAUGGAUUCUUGGACCUGCCAGCCUGGCUUUCCACUCCUGACUGUAAAUCUGUCCACUGGAAAUAUCAGCCAGGAGCAAUUUUAUGAUGAAAAAGACAAAAAUGAUACCAGUAUUUCCAAUAACACAUGGAUUAUUCCGAUUUCUUGGAUAAGAAAUGGAACUGUCCAGCCUUUAGUGUGGCUUGAUAAGAAAAGUGAAGUGUUUCCUGAAAUGAAAAUAUCAGAUUCAGAAUAUGAUUGGAUUAUUUUAAAUGCAAACAUGAAUGGUUAUUACAGAGUUAACUAUGGCCAGUUCUACUGGAGAAGAUUGGCCAAAAUUCUUGAAAGUGACCCAAAGGCAAUUCCUGUGGUAAACAGGUUACAGUUGCUGGAUGAUGCCUUUGAACUGAAACGGUCUGGUCACACUGAAUAUGAUACUCCACUGUAUUUAACUAAGUACCUUGAAAAAGAAGAUGAAAUCUUAAUUUGGAGUGUGGUACUGACAAAACUAGAAUUUACCAAUGCAAUGAAUAUUCUGAGUGAUUAUAAACUAUAUCCAGUUUUAAAGAAAUUCUUCUUAACACGAAUUUCUCCAAUAUAUCAUCAUUAUGCAAACCUCCUUCGUCAGAGUUUUGAAGUGUUUGCUGUUGACUAUUACACCAAAGUCGCUAUAGAAAGCAUCCUUAGAAUAGCAUGUUCGCUUGGUUUCCGUGACUGUUUAGAACUAGCUUCUGAAAUCUUCACCAAGUGGAUGGACAACCCCAAGUAUGAAAUUCCUCCAUGUAUUAGCACAACCAUUUGUUGCUAUGGUAUUCAAAUGGGUGGUGACAAAGAAUGGGACAUCGCAUGGAAAAAAUACAUCAGUAAUGAUUUUGAAAUAAAUGACAAUUAUGCAGUAUUUCCUGCCCUGGCAUGUACCCGUGAGCCAUGGAUACUUCAAAGAUAUUUGCAAUAUACCCUCAAUGAUUCAAUAAUUUCUCCAGAUCAGGUAUCAGAAGUUAUUGGUUCUGUGGCAGCAACUGAGGUUGGACAUCGGAUAGCAUGGAAUUUUUUAACAGAAAAUUGGUUGGUUUUAAGUAAAAGGCAUGGGAGUGAACCAUUACUUAAUUUCUUAGAAACUACACAGCAUUUUAUAACUACAGACUUGCAGAUCCAAAUGGUCCAGGUGUUUCUUAACAAUACACUUACAGAAGAAGAAAGAAUAGCUCCUAAUGACAUACUGCUAGCAGCAAAAUCUAAAAAUAAAGAAAGAAAAAAAGUAAUAACGGAAACGGUCAAAUGGCUACAGAAAAAUAUGGAUGGCUAA